Monopterus albus (swamp eel) is the source of this 8207-nucleotide messenger RNA. It is a transcript of the gene roraa, whose product is annotated as RAR-related orphan receptor A, paralog a. The coding region runs from base 235 to 1794 and encodes 519 amino acids. The transcript has 11 exons. Gene Ontology annotation, biological process: regulation of transcription by RNA polymerase II. The record is from RefSeq and is a predicted model, not a curated record. Lineage: Eukaryota; Metazoa; Chordata; Actinopteri; Synbranchiformes; Synbranchidae. Gene Ontology annotation, molecular function: nuclear receptor activity; RNA polymerase II cis-regulatory region sequence-specific DNA binding; zinc ion binding. Gene Ontology annotation, cellular component: nucleus.
CCUACAUCUAUUCUUCGGCUAUUGACAACCUCUCCCUUUUCAGUUUGCAUGACUGGAGCUCUCACUAGCGCUGCUAGUGGACAAUCAAACCUACACACCCACCUCCAGACUCGCAUUUCUCAUUUCUUGCUUCUAGUCUAAAUUAGAUAGCAAGACGUAGUGUCGGAGCUCACAGAUCGCGCACAGUUAGUUUCACGUAUUAGCGGUAGUUAAACAGUAAAUCUUGAAUUCAACAUGGAGUCCCCUCCAGAUCCAGCGAGCGACCCGGGCAACAGCGCCUCGGAGCCGGCUACCCCGGUCAGGGAAACCCCGGUAAACCUGGAGACGCUCCGGAAAGCGGACCAUCCAGCCCCGGUUCGAAGGCAGACCUGUUCAAGCACCAACAGAGGUAUCUCAGUUACAAAGAAGACACAUACCUCUCAAAUCGAAAUAAUUCCCUGCAAGAUCUGUGGAGACAAAUCAUCAGGCAUCCAUUACGGCGUGAUAACAUGUGAGGGCUGUAAGGGUUUCUUCAGGAGGAGUCAGCAGAGCAAUGCGGCCUAUUCCUGUCCACGUCAGAAGAACUGCCUGAUUGACCGCACCAGCCGCAACCGCUGCCAGCACUGCCGGCUGCAGAAAUGCCUGGCAGUGGGCAUGUCACGAGAUGCGGUGAAGUUUGGCCGUAUGUCGAAGAAGCAGCGAGACAGCCUGUACGCUGAGGUCCAGAAGCACCGGCUGCAGCAGCAGCAGCGCGACCACCAACAGCAGCCUGGAGAGGCAGAGCCACUCACACCUAGCUACGGCCUGUCAGCCAAUGGCCUCACAGAGCUCCAUGACGACCUCAGCGGCUACAUGGAUGGUCACACCCCUGAUGGCACCAAACCAGACUCGGCGGUCAGCAGCUUCUACCUGGACAUCCAGCCAUCUCCUGAUCAGUCAGGCCUGGACAUCAACGGCAUCAAGCCAGAGCCCAUCUGCGACUUUGCCCCCGGCUCUGGCUUCUUCCCUUACUGCUCUUUCACCAACGGAGAAACCUCCCCCACUGUGUCCAUGGCUGAACUAGAGCACUUGGCCCAAAACAUCUCCAAGUCGCACAUGGAGACAUGUCAGUACCUGAGGGAGGAGCUGCAGCAGAUGACCUGGCAGGCCUUCCUGCAGGAAGAGGUGGAGACCUACCAGAGCAAGCCCCGGGAAGUCAUGUGGCAGCUGUGUGCUAUCAAAAUAACAGAGGCCAUUCAGUAUGUGGUGGAGUUCGCCAAGCGCAUCGAUGGCUUCAUGGAGCUGUGUCAGAACGAUCAGAUAGUGCUGCUGAAAGCAGGCUCUUUGGAAGUUGUGUUUGUCAGAAUGUGCCGUGCCUUUGACUCACAAAACAACACAGUCUAUUUUGAUGGAAAAUAUGCCGGACCUGAUGUGUUCAAGUCAUUAGGCUGUGACGACUUGAUCAGCUCCGUCUUCGAGUUUGGAAAAAACUUGUGUUCUAUGCACCUGUCUGAGGAUGAGAUCGCCCUGUUCUCUGCCUUUGUGUUGAUGUCUGCUGACCGGUCCUGGCUCCAGGAGAAGGUGAAGGUGGAGAAACUUCAGCAGAAGAUCCAACUGGCCCUUCAGCACGUCCUGCAGAAGAACCACAGAGAGGAUGGUAUACUUACAAAGUUGAUAUGCAAAGUGUCAACACUGCGAGCGCUGUGCAGUAGGCAUACAGAGAAGCUUACAGCUUUCAAAGCAAUAUACCCAGACAUUGUACGUGCCCACUUCCCCCCCUUAUACAAGGAGCUGUUCGGAUCAGACUUUGAGCAGUCCAUGCCCAUUGACGGGUAGCAGCCCAGCCAGGUGCCAGUGUGCCCACCGUAGGGGAAUGUGGAGGAGGAUUCUGAGACACUUUAUUGGUGCCCUGCACAAACCAGAGUGGACAGGUGGCACAAUGUUCAACUUCUUCUUUUACAAUGGAGGGGAGGGCUUAGAGAGUUGAUUCUCAAGGUUUACUUUAUUGAAUUUUGUUUCAUUUGGAAGACUUGUGGGACCUGACUCCCCAUGGGACAUGAAGAAGCGAUAGCGAUGAAUAAUUUCUGUCUGGUUGAAUUUGACCUUUUUGUGCACAUUUCUUACAUGGAGCUCAAAAAACUCAUUUUGCCUGUUCAGUAAUUUUCACCAGUAUGUAUUGCAUCACUAUUAAUAUCAUUUAUUUGUACAUCUGGCUCAUAUAAACAAUUAAUGAGCUUUUUGUUGUUGAAAUAUCCGAGGACUUCAAUUCAAUUAGAAGCUAAAAUCCACAUCAGUAUUAUUUUUCAAAAAACAGUUCAUUAUUUUCAUUUUCAAAAUUUUAAAUUGUGCUAUCCCUAUUCCUUUCAUACACUUAAUCCUCAAGCUGAAAUAAACAGCUGAAAAAUGCGCACACUUUGGUCAAGUUCUGCCAUUUUUCUCUUGUGUUCGGUCUUUCGAGCACAGUGGUUCGAAUGAAAACUCACACCGACUCAGAGGGAGGGUCCAUCGGCAUACUGAUGCAAUCGACACCUCUCUCCGGACAAUCGUUUAAAAGAAAGAGAAAAAAAGAACCUUAGAAUUCUGGUAAUUCUAAUGAAAACAUGAUGAUUUUAGCUGUCAAAGACUCCAUCCAUCCACCAUUGUUGCAUAGUGAAAUCAUGUAAGGCCACCUCUUAUUAAUCCUUCUCUGGAUAGGUGCCCUGGAGAAGCACAGAGCACCAACACAAUGAAAAGGGUCCAUUCCACCUGUUUUAUAAUGUACUACAGGGUAUAUGGUCAUAAGUACUUACUAUACAGAAAAAAGUAAUGUUUAUAGAAUCUAUUUUAAAUAACAUGUAUGAUAUUAGUAGUUAGACCAUUCUUAAUUGUUGAAUUGAUAAGGCACUUUUAUUUACACCGUUCUUUAAUUUAAGACUUGUAUAUUUACCUAGUGAUGUGUUGCAUGUGCACAAGAAAUUCAAGUUGAACCAUGGUCUCAGAGGCUAGUCCUGGGAGCUGCAGAUGAUACUGGAAGUCAGGAAGUGUAAGGGCUGUCUGUUAGGAUGGCUGGCGUGGCUGCUUGUCGGCGAACAAAGAGGCAUGGUUGAGAAGGCAGGUUAGAGACGCUGCCUGCGUGACACCUGUCAAAAAUAUUUUAGCGAGUUUGCACACAUACAAAAACAACCAACAACCCUUGUAUUGAUAAUACCUGGAAUGCUUAACACUUGUUUGAACCUUUUUAAAAUACAACAGAACAGAGAUGUAGGUUGAAAUAUCUGAAGUACACUUACUUUAAUAUUUUUUAAUAUUAGUUCCUAAAUAUUUGCUAUUUUUACUGUGAAAAACCUCAUGUAUUUUGUCGAAAAAGCCACAAGAAAACAACAUUGAAUAGCCUCUGGUUGAACUGGAAACAUCACAUAUUGACUGUAAUCCGAUUGUUCCACCUAGUGGAAGGUAAAGAUACAGCAAGCAACAUGACAGCCUACUGACCAUGAUACAAGAGCUCAGCUAAAAGCACAUGUAUGAGCCUCUCUCAAAUUGUUUUUAGUUGUCUCUGUGCAACUGCCUUCUCGCCACAGUCUCAGCCCGGUAGUGCCACAGCAGGACACAAUAAAAACAAUGAAUGGAAAGUGAAUAGUCAAAGCCUUGUCUGGUAGUAAAGCUUCUAUUUUUGUAACAUGUUUGAUUAUUAAACUCAUGAAAGAGAAUGAGGGAGAGAAAAAGAUGUCAGGUAGCACUUAACUGUAUUCCCGCAAUAAUUAGACUAGCUGUUGUUUGUGUGAUUAGGGGAGAAAACAAAACAAAACAAAAAAAUGGUAGGACAAGUGCUAUUUUCAGAAUGCUAUGUCGUUGUGCUUCUGUUUUGUUGAAUGUGUCUUUCUUGUCAGUGUGGUAGUAAAGUGGUAGAAAAAACCCUGGAUGUGCCAAACGGUAGUCGUUGCUUCCGCUUUCCAGUCUACUCACCUGUAAUGUAGAAUGGAUUCCUAAGACAUUCCAGCAAUCUCAGUAGCAAUUUCUAGAAAUAUCUUUAAAAUAGAGCAAAAAAAGAGAAAGAAAGGAAAAGAAAACAUCAUAUCCCUUUAGAAAUCCAACAAAGCAUGUUAACACAUCUGUCACCAACCAUAACAUAGCAUCCAGUUGUUUGUCUUUUGUUUUCUGUUUGCACACUAUCAUUCCUCUGCCGUGCAAUUUGCACAAGGCGUUAAUGCUUUGUGCUGUCACCCCUCAGGGAAGAAUUUCUUUUGCGUUUUUUGUUUAGGAGGACAUUUGUUUGUACUCAUCGCUUUUAGUUUAUGAUUAUGUUCAGGGAUGUUCCAUGAGAAAUGGUAGAGAUUAACAUUUGAAUAUUCAUCACUGAGUUGUUCGGAAUUUUACAAUACUGAUACCUUAAGGGGUCUUCAGCCACUCAAAGCCCACUGCACUCUAUAGUAACAGCAACAACAAAAAACCAUGUCAUUUGUAAAAAUAGCAAACCCCAUCACGUUUACAAUCCACAGUUUUAUCAGCACACAGCAUAUUCCUGUCACCCAAACAAUCAGUUUUGGUUUCAAAUGGUGUCAUCAGGGUCUUUAAAAAUGAUCACCCUCUUUGUUAGAAAAAACCAAAUAUUUGUAUGCAAUACUCAAUCUGUUGUGUUUGGGUUGUGGUAGAAAUGCUGUACCUAAGUAAUAAUCUCUGUUAUGAUCCAAUGCUAUUUGGAUAUGCACAAGCCCUCUAUGACUAACAAACCUCAGUCUCCCAGCAAAAGAAACAGUCUGGAACACUGCUAGACAAUCCAGGUUGAGAGGCCCAGUGGCCUGGCGAGAGCAGCAAAGAGGAUGAGGUGUGACCGCUCAGGGAGGUAACAGGUAGACCGAAAAAGCCACUCGCUUUCCUCUGGACAGUUGUACAGCAUUUGAUUAGCUCUUUUGUGAAUAUAUGAGGUCUUUAAAAUCUCUUGAUAGCAUGAUAGCACUCAGUGGAUAAGAGGAGGCUGAAUAUUUUGGCAUAGCACACUAAAGAUGCAGUACAGCAGAAAAUAAUGAAGAGAUACAGAUCUGGCUGAUUUUCUGUUUUUUUUUUUUUGGGAAAAAAACCUUGUUUUGUUUCUUAAAAACCUUCGGUUAUCUUAAGCUGAAUCUUAUUUAAUGGCCAAAUAAAACAACUUAGUAUUUUGUUGAAUUUGAUCAGUUAAGGUUCUUUGUCAUAAAUAAAUAAAAUGUGUUCUUUUUUUAUUAUUAUUAUUCUAGUCUAAAUAUUUGAGUGGCUUGAAAUAUUUUUGACAAUAUAAAACAAGCAAUUAUAAAACAAGCAAUAUGCCUUGUGUUGCAAUUACGGGUCUCCACAGUGCAGUCAUCUUUUUGAUUUGACUUUAUUCAUACAGUCUACACUCUCAGUCCAGAACAAAAAGUAUUUUAGCCCCAUGACUCGUUUUUCAUCCUCUUAUGUACUGGUGUGGUUUGCGAUAUUGGCACAAUAGCAAAAAAAUGGCCAUCAAACACAUGAAUACUUGUGUCCAACUAUAAACUGCACCUUCACACAAGCCUGUAAAGUGAUGUCCUUCUGUAUAUUUUCACUUGAGAUAUCCCAGUUUAAGUAAGGGAUCGACGCUAAGUGUGCUAUUCAAUCAGUGUAUAGUAUACAGUAACAUGUGCUGGUCCUUCUGUCUCUGCUCUGUUGUCUGUUUGUAAAAAGCAAUAGUGCGUGUGUGUGUGUGUGCGUGUAUGUAUAUGUUUGGUCUCACAGUGUGUGAAUGUGAUAAACCCCAGACAAGGCUUUAAUAAUUACAGAGGAACAGGGCAAUGUGGAAGAGGAGGUCUUGACUUUGCUUUGGACUUUUUUUUUUACAAAAAGGUUUUGGAAAUGCUGAGCUUGAUCCAUCCAUAAUAGGUGUAAGUUUCAAAAGCAUGACAUAAUGCCUUCAACAAUUCAUGGGUCUGCCGAAUGCUGUGAGGUAACUCUGACCAGUUUCGCAGGGAAAACAUCCUUCGCUAUCGGCCUCGGACAGCCGCAGCCUAAGCUGAAAUGAAUUCUGGACUGUAAAUUCUGAAAACGAGUCUUCUUGACCAUAAAUUGUGAGGAUCAGCGUUAUGUCACGCUUAAAGUUGUACUGGAGUAUCGGCGUGUUACCCAGAAUUAUGAGUCAGUCAUCACAUUUUAACAGAACUCAUUUUCCAAAGCACAGCUUAUAAGGAUUUAUGAUUAAAAAUAUGUUUAAGAAUAUAGUUUAAAAAAUGAAAAAGCAACUUUUAGCCAUAAUCGAAUGUCAAGCAAUAAUAUAUGUCUGUGUAUUAUUUUUUUGAUUCUUUUGUGCAUAAUAGUCAUUGAACAUCUGCAUGUAAAUACACCUCUUAUUUAUCAUGUUUUUUGGUUUUAUUUCUUGUUGAUUUUGUGGAUGUGUCAUCUGUAUAUUUGACCAGUUCUGUUCCCAGGUGGAGAACUAGGAACUUGACCUGUAUGCUGUACCUGUAUAUCUUAUUUUCUCACUUGUUCUCUCUCCCUCAUUCUCUGCAGUUUAUUCACCAUAUUUAAUGUUAUUAUUGAUCACAUGUAUAAAGGUAGCUUUGUAACUUCUGUCUGUAUAGGUAAGAGGAAAAUACUGCUACUAAGGCCUACCCAGUGGAAAUAUUUAUGUGUUUAUCAAUUACACCAUAUUGUACGAUAACUCUGUUUCUAGUUUGCUUCCCUCCUUUAGGAUUAGUUUGAUAGAGAUAGGGUGUGCUGACCUUUAUUUUGUGUUGCCCUGAUGUGUGGUGCUAGGUAAGUUAAUUUUGUGAACAAAAGUACUGAUUCCUAAGCCUGGCCACCCUAUUAGUCCAUUCAUUUCAUUGCAUAUUAACGUAUUAUUGAUAUUAGGAUGCAAUAAAUAAUAAUAAUGAUAAUUAAAAUGAUAGUGGUAAAAUUACCCAGCCAGUACCUGUAUCAGUGUGCUAGUCUUGGGAUAAGGCACUUAUUUCCUUCUGACUUAUAGCAAACCUAGUAUCUGCUAAUUAACAAGCUAUUUAAGGUUGUUUUUCUGAUUUGUGGAAACAUGAUAAUAUUCAAACUGAAACAGCAGUAUUGUGUUUUGUUGUUUUUCUGAUUGUAAAAACCACUCACUGAGGCUAUAGUUUGUCAGGUUUUAAGAUACUAAAUAUUUACCUCUCUUGUGUCUGCAUAGUUCUUCACCUGAUGCAGGGAUGUGGUGCUUGAAUUUCAUUUAACAGAGCCUCAGUAUGCUUUUGUUAUUCCCCAUUUUAGACCAUCCCGAAACAGCGGUUUCUUCAGACCAGUGGCAUAAAUGUAUAACGUGUUACAAAUGUACAUGGAAGGAUUUCCAUUUGAGGACAAAAUUGACCUUUUCUCUUCACUCUGUAGCAAAUAUCAGUAAGAAUAUGCUCGCAAUAAUACACAGCGUAUCACACUGAGUGCCUCUCGGUGUAACAAGAUGCAUACAUGCUUUUGAUUGUCUUUUUUUUGUGGUUUUCCAGAUGUACUGAAGUGACAAUGUAUUUUGUACAUGAGGAUGAAUUCUCACUCUCACAUACUUCAGAUGUUUCAGAUUCUUUAUGUGUUGUUGAUCAUUUUCACGUGGAUUAAUGCACUAUGUUAAAGGGUUUCGAUGUGUAAGCAGCCUGUUUAGACUGUACAGUACGUCACCCCGCACCUUGUUUGACAAACUGGGAACUUUGUUCUGUGUUGAUCUUGAAUUAUCAAAUAAAUUCUUGCAGAUAAUAUUACAGAAAAAUUCAUCUGCAUAUUUUUUCUCAGUUUGGCAAAAGUAAUAGGUAAUCCACAUUUCUUCAUGUUCUCUUAGUUUUUUUUUUUUUUUAAUUCCACUAAGAACAGAAGAUUUACGAAUGCAUUGUAUAUCAAGUAUAUGUGUGUCUGAAAAAGAGGCAUUCAACACAAUAGGAUUUCUUUUAUGGUCUGUGUUCAUUGUGUGCUCAGUUGAUUAGGGUGAACUAACAUGAAGGGUGGGCAGAGCAAAGGUGGAUUUCUUUUCCACGCAAAAGCAGUACAAAUUAUGGGCAAGCCGAAACUAGUGUGUGGUUGUCACAAAUUUCUAAGUCACACAUUUGCUACUGAUGUUAAAAUGGGGACAAAUGAUCAUUUACCUUUUUAUCCAGCUCUUUUGAACUCUCUUUAGCUGGUAGUCUAUUCACAAAUGUAGUUUUGCUCCUUGUUGUCUGAUUCUUAAAUCUGAAAAUAAGUAUUUUGAUUCAUUUUGUAAAUACAGCUGUAAAGAAAAAUAAGAAAUUUAAUGUUGUCUUUUAAAUACUUUUCAUUCUAAUAUGAAUGUUGUUAUAUUG